AUGGCGACAUCAGCAAUUAGUGAUACUCCCCAUUUACGUUUCAAUCCUUUACGCCAAGAGUGGGUUAUCGUUUCGCCGCAACGAUUAAGCAGACCUUGGCAAGGUCGAAGAGAAACGAGCGAAAAGAAAAAUUCAUCGCAAAUCAAUGCAAAUAACGCCCUUGCGCCAGGUGGUCUUCGCCCCAAUGGGAUUGUAAAUCCUAACUAUGACAGUACUUACGUCUUCACGAAUGACUUCCCAGCAUUGAUCGAGAAUUUUGAUUGUGAUCAUCCGCUGCUAAGGAACGCUGUUGCCCAAGGAAAUUGUCGUGUCAUGUGCUUUCAUCCCCGAUCAGAUCUAACUUUGCCGCUAAUGACUGAAACCGAAAUUCUGGCAGUUAUUAAUAAAUGGAGUGAAGAAUUUGAAGAAUUGGGCCGCAAAUUCAAUUGGGUUCAAAUUUUUGAAAAUAAAGGAGAAAUUAUGGGUUGUUCUAAUCCACAUCCUCACUGCCAGAUAUGGUCUAGCAAUUUCAUUCCUAAUGAUGCUUCUUUGGAGGAUAAAUCACAAAAGAAUUACUACGAAAAAAAUGGUAAAGUUAUGCUUCUAGAAUAUGCGGAAUUGGAAUUGAAGAAAAAGACGAGAAUUGUAGUGGAGAACAAUCAAUGGGUUGCUUUAGUUCCAUAUUGGGCUAUGUGGCCGUUUGAGAUUAUGCUUCUUCCAAAGCGUCAUAUUAAAAGAUUUACGGAAUUGACAGAGGACGAUAAGGCGGGUCUUGCUGAAUGCCUUAAGAAGUUUCUUACAAAGUAUGAUAAUCUCUUCGAAACCUCAUUUCCAUAUUCUAUGGGAUGGCUUGGUGCCCCUACAGGAUCAUAUUUGUCUCAGUCGUGCGAACAUUGGCAGUUGCAUGCUCAUUAUUACCCGCCAUUACUGCGAUCAGCAACAGUAAAGAAGUUUAUGGCCGGCUAUGAGAUGGUUGCUUCCCCACAGCGCGAUCUCACUGCAGAAAUGGCAGCUGAACGCUUAAGAAAUUUACCGGAUAUUCAUUACAAGUUAGUAUAG
Molecule: messenger RNA, 1038 nt
Organism: Trichoplax adhaerens
Lineage: Eukaryota; Metazoa; Placozoa; Uniplacotomia; Trichoplacea; Trichoplacidae
Exons: 14
Coding region: 1-1038 (345 amino acids)
Biological process (GO): beta-D-galactose catabolic process via UDP-galactose, Leloir pathway
Cellular component (GO): cytoplasm
Molecular function (GO): zinc ion binding; UDP-glucose:hexose-1-phosphate uridylyltransferase activity
Source: RefSeq, a predicted model, not a curated record